UCCGCAUUCCGCACAGAGCUGUCAGCAGAGGCGCAUGUUGGAGAGGGGGACUGUCGCGUCUGUGCAGAAACCUCUUCGGUCAUUCCCUGAGGAAUAAGCGACCCAUCGCCAGGGAGCAGGGAUGCCUUACAUGCUCAUCAGUACGCAGAUCCGACUGGAGAAUGGUCCAACAAACGUGGGAGAUGAAUAUUCUGAUCCAUCUGUCAUGAAUUACCUUGGAGCAAGGAAAACAACCAUGCUGGGAAACAAUUUUUCCGAGUACCAUGUGGAUGACCCACCUCGCCUGGUGCUGGACAAGCUGGAGAAGAUCGGCUUUCGCGUGCUGACGAUGACGGGGGUUGGACAGACGCUGGUGUGGUGUCUCCAUAAGGAUACAAACUAGUUGGGAGUUAACUGUGGAUGAGUGAAUGAAUCGUCAUGAAGAACUUUGUCUACUUCUCUGAAAACUUUGGUUGUACAUUCACAGACACACUGACAGCUAAAUAAACCCUUUGUCAAGUGAAAGUCCUUAAAUUGAGAUUAUCCCAGACGUAACGUUUCAGAUUACCUUCGAUAGAGGUCACCAAUUUCAGGGGAACACCAAACUACAUUCCAGAGAUUUUACAAGACCCUUUGCCCUUAUUGUUUGCCGUUUACGUAAGUGUGAGGGCCGGUUUAGCUGAUAAUGUGUCAUUUGGCAGUCGAAUUUAAUUGCAAAAGGCCUCACCCAAGUAAAUAAAACACUAUGCUAGACAGAUUUGUACUUACAGCACUGUGUAAAGAUGUUUUUGUGUAUCAUAUGCUUAUGAUUAAAUGAUGUAAUGAUGUGGA
Messenger RNA from Larimichthys crocea (large yellow croaker), 810 nucleotides. It is a transcript of the gene gchfr, whose product is annotated as GTP cyclohydrolase I feedback regulator. The coding region runs from base 122 to 382 and encodes 86 amino acids. Gene Ontology annotation, molecular function: GTP cyclohydrolase binding. The transcript has 3 exons. Lineage: Eukaryota; Metazoa; Chordata; Actinopteri; Sciaenidae. Gene Ontology annotation, biological process: negative regulation of biosynthetic process. Gene Ontology annotation, cellular component: nucleus; cytoplasm. The record is from RefSeq and is a predicted model, not a curated record.